CUGUGAUUGGCGGAGAGCAAGAGUAGGAGGUUCUCGUCUGCAGAUUGUAAACAAAGUUGUGGAGGACAAGGCGAAUUUGAUUGGAUUUGAAGGAAAAGUUUUUAUGGGAUUAGCGAAGUGAUUGACGACCUUAUUAGCGCAGGACCACUGAUUGGUGGCCUCAUUUCGCGAUGCCAGCGAUUGGUGGCCUUAGUUCACGAUGCCAAUGAUUGGUGGCAUAUUUCACGAGGCCAGUGAUUGGUGGCCAAAUUCAUGAGGCCAGUGAUUGGUGGCCAAAUUCAUGAGGCCAGUGAUUGGUGGCCAAAUUCAUGAGGCCAAUGAUUGGUGGCCAAAUUCAUGAGGCCAGUGAUUGGUGGCCAAAUUCAUGAGGCCAGUGACUGGUGGCCUAUUUCACGAGGCCAGUGACUGGUGGCCUAUUUCACGAGGCAAGUGAUUGGGGGCCACAGUAAAACAAGACCAGUGAUUGGUAGUCGCAUUGGAACAGGCCAGUGAUUGGUGCCACACUGAAACAAGACCAGUGAUUGGUAGUCGCAUUGGAACAAGGCCAGUGAUUGGUGUCCAUACUGGAGCGAGGCCAGUGAUUGGUGUCCAUACUGGAGCGAGGCCAGUGAUUGGUGUCCAUACUGGAGCGAGGCCAGUGAUUGGUGUCCAUACUGGAGCGAGGCCAGUGAUUGGUGUCCAUACUGGAGCGAGGCCAGUGAUUGGUGUCCAUACUGGAGCGAGGCCAGUGAUUGGUGUCCAUACUGGAGCGAGGCCAGUGAUUGGUGUCCAUAUUGGAGCGAGGCCAGUGAUUGGGGGCCAUAUUGGAGCGAGGCCAGUGACUGGUAGUCGCAUUGGAACAGGCCAGUGAUUGGUGCCACACUGAAACAAGACCAGUGAUUGGUAGUCGCAUUGGAACAAGGCCAGUGAUUGGUGUCCAUACUGGAGCGAGGCCAGUGAUUGGUGUCCAUACUGGAGCGAGGCCAGUGAUUGGUGUCCAUACUGGAGCGAGGCCAGUGAUUGGUGUCCAUACUGGAGCGAGGCCAGUGAUUGGUGUCCAUACUGGAGCGAGGCCAGUGAUUGGUGUCCAUACUGGAGCGAGGCCAGUGAUUGGUGUCCAUACUGGAGCGAGGCCAGUGAUUGGUGUCCAUACUGGAGCGAGGCCAGUGAUUGGUGUCCAUAUUGGAGCGAGGCCAGUGAUUGGGGGCCAUAUUGGAGCGAGGCCAGUGACUGGUAGUCGCAUUGGAACAGGCCAGUGAUUGGUGCCACACUGAAACAAGACCAGUGAUUGGUAGUCGCAUUGGAACAAGGCCAGUGAUUGGUGUCCAUACUGGAGCGAGGCCAGUGAUUGGUGUCCAUACUGGAGCGAGGCCAGUGAUUGGUGUCCAUACUGGAGCGAGGCCAGUGAUUGGUGUCCAUACUGGAGCGAGGCCAGUGAUUGGUGUCCAUAUUGGAGCGAGGCCAGUGAUUGGGGGCCAUAUUGGAGCGAGGCCAGUGACUGGUAGUCGCAUUGGAACGAGGCCAGUGAUUGGUGACCACACUGAUGCAAGACCAUGGCAGCAUCAACCACAAAUGCAUCGGCCGUGGCCACAGGUGUGUCGCGCUCUGGCCGGGUGAGGAAGAAGUCUUUCAAGCUGGUUGAUUAUGCAUUGACAGAUGAAAUCAAUGCACUCUUCAACUGGCAGGCUGACGUGCCUAAGAAAUCAGCGAAAAGAAUGAAAUUCGGACUUUCCACGGUACCUGAAGUUCGUAGCACCUCAUUCACAUACCUAGACGAUGAAUUCAUUGACGUGAAAGAUGAGCCAUUAGAAGUGGAGAGCUGGGCGGAUAAUGGUGAUCACUUCCCCGAUGUGUGCAUAAAGGAAGAAGAGGACAUUAAAGACCCACUUCAGUUGGCCAGCCAUUUCAUGUCUCUGGAAGACAUUCCCACAAGUCAGCCUCAAACGGUGAUGUUUUGUUAUGAGUCGCCUCAAGUGGAAUCAAUGCAGCCGUCACCGCCACCAGCAGAUCCUCCCUCCACUGGUACUGCGGUGUCCGAAGGUUUUCAGUGUGGAGGUCCUAGCAGUUCCGUCCCCGACAUUACUGACCUUAUGCCACCUGGAUAUAGUGAUCCUCCUCCUCUGUCAGAUACGUAUGAUCAAAUAAGUGGAGAUCGGUCACCUACACCUGAGGAUUGGAAAAGUGAUUCUGACCAGGAGGCUGCUCAGUCGACAGAGGAAAGCGACACGGAAAAUUAUUCGAGUGACGAACUCUUCAAUUCUGAUUUUGCCGCAAGCGACCAGGAAUAUACCGACACGAGUGAAGCGAGUGGGGACGACGAGACCAAGUCGGACCCCGGUGAAGUCGACAUACAGUGUAAAUGGGUUUCUGGGGGAUCAUUUGAUCCUCAAGUAUUUGAUUUUGAUGCUUCAAACUCUGGUAUAAAAGCAAAUAGUGGAAUUGAUAGCAAGAGCACUGAGCUGGAUAUAUUUUUGAAAUUUUUUGAUUCCUCCCUGGUGGACCUGAUUGUAAGAGAGAGUAACAUGUACUACACCCAGCUUAUCAACACCAAGAAGUUUCCUGCCACGUCAAUAAUGAACAAGUGGAGAAAUACGAAUAGAAACGAAAUAUACACAUUUCUGGCACUGGUGAUGUUGAUGGCUUACACAAAGCAGCAUCGCAUCAGAAAUUAUUGGACCAAAGAUCCGCUCUUUGAGAUUCCAAUGUUUAGAAAAGUCAUGCCACAACAUCGCUUUUGUUUACUGCUCAAGAUGCUUAAUUUUGUCAACAGUUCAGGUGACACACAAGGUGACAGGCUUCACAGUUCUGGUGACACACAAGGUGACAGUCUUCACAGUUCUGGUGACACACAAGGUGACAGGCUUCACGGUACUGGUGAAACACAAUGUGACAGUCUUCACAAGGUAAGAUCCAUCUAUUCAAUGUUGAAAAUCAGAUUUGGGCAACUCUUUCAGCCAUUUCAAAAUCUUAUGAUUGAUGGAAGACUGAUGAUGUGGAAAGGACGCCAGAGUUUCAAGCGAUAUAUCCCCAAAUGCCACGGCUCUGGGGUACAGUUGUUCGUACUGUGCGACUGCGAGACGGAAUACAUCUUGGACUUCAUUGCGUACACCGGUGCUAACUCUGAGGUAGUGAGAUGUGAGAAGCUUGGCUUGUCUGGUGCAGUAGUUCAGACGCUAAUGCAGACAUACCUUGGGAAAGGCCAUAACUUGUACUUAGACAGCUGGUGCUCGAGCCUAAAACUUUUCGGAUACCUGCGUGAAAAUAAGACGGGAGCGUGUGGACUCGUGAGAACGGAAAAGAAAUGUAUGCCUGUUUUCAAUGCCAAAAUGAAGAAAGGUGAAUGCCAGUCUUUCCAUGCAAAUAAUAUCUUGGCACUCAAAUGGUGUGGAAACAGAGACAUGCGUCUGUUGUCGACUGUCCACGAGGUGGUAAAGGUAGAUAGUCGUAUUAAAGUAGGUAAGUUAAAGGGGCAGAAAUUAAAGAAGCCAAGAGCUGUUCUGGACUACAUCACAAAUGUGCGCCAAAUAGACAAGUGCCAUUUACGGUCGAGCUCUGUCGACUGUGUGAUGAAGAAAGCGAAGUGGCACAUUAAGCUUUUCUUCCAUCUCCUUGACAUGGUUGUCCUAAAUACUUACACUCUCUAUCAAGUAGCAACUGGAAAGACGCCUGUCUUCACUGACUUUCAACUACGACUAAUAAGGCAGGUACUACAGGCAUUCAUGCGCACUCAGCCUCACGGACGCCUCAAGAUGCCAUGUGGCACAAGCAGAACAACUUUUCCACUACGUCUAACAUCUCGUCAUUUUCCCCGGUCACUGCCUCUGACAAAAAUGAAGAAGCGAUACUCCAAAAGAGGGUGCGUUCUCUGUCGCACCACCACACGAGCUCCGAGACAAAGAAGGGAAACGAGGUUUUAUUGCGAGGAAUGUCGUGUGGCGUUAUGUUUAGUUCCGUGCUUUGAGGAGUAUCACACACUAAGAGUGCUCUAGUUGUGAGUAUUUCAGUUUAUUGUUUCUGAGCACCUUAGAACAUUGAUUACUGUCAGCAGAACUGUAUACGGUUACUGUCAGCAGAACUGUAUGUGGCUACUGUCAGCAGAACUGUAUAUGGUUACUGUCAGCAGAACUGUAUGUGGCUACUGUCAGCAGAACUGUAUGUGGUUACUGUCAGCAGAAUUGUAUGUGGUUACUGUCAGCAGAACUGUAUGUGGUUACUGUCAGCAGAAUUGUAUGUGGUUACUGUCAGCAGAACUGUAUGUGGUUACUGUCAGCAGAACUGUAUGUGGUUACUGUCAGCAGAACUGUAUGUGGUUACUGUCAGCAGAAUUGUAUGUGGUUACUGUCAGCAGAACUGUAUGUGGUUACUGUCAGCAGAACUGUAUAUGGCUACUGUCAGCAGAACUGUAUGUGGUUACUGUCAGCAGAACUGUAUAUGGUUACUGUCAGCAGAAUUGUAUGUGGUUACUGUCAGCAGAACUGUAUGUGGUUACUGUCAGCAGAACUGUAUGUGGUUACUGUCAGCAGAACUGUAUGUGGUUACUGUCAGCAGAAUUGUAUGUGGUUACUGUCAGCAGAAUUGUAUGUGGUUACUGUCAGCAGAACUGUAUGUGGCUACUGUCAGCAGAACUGUAUGUGGUUACUGUCAGCAGAAUUGUAUGUGGUUACUGUCAGCAGAACUGUAUGUGGUUACUGUCAGCAGAACUGUAUGUGGUUACUGUCAGCAGAACUGUAUGUGGUUACUGUCAGCAGAACUGUAUAUGGUUACUGUCAGCAGAACUGUAUGUGGUUACUGUCAGCAGAACUGUAUGUGGUUACUGUCAGCAGAACUGUAUGUGGUUACUGUCAGCAGAAUUGUAUGUGGUUACUGUCAGCAGAACUGUAUGUGGUUACUGUCAGCAGAACUGUAUAUGGCUACUGUCAGCAGAACUGUAUGUGGUUACUGUCAGCAGAACUGUAUAUGGUUACUGUCAGCAGAACUGUAUGUGGUUACUGUCAGCAGAAUUGUAUGUGGUUACUGUCAGCAGAACUGUAUAUGGCUACUGUCAGCAGAACUGUAUAUGGCUACUGUCAGCAGAAUUGUAUGUGGUUAUGGUUGGCAGAACUGUUUUUAAGAUGUUAU
This is a messenger RNA of Procambarus clarkii (red swamp crayfish), 5097 nucleotides long. RefSeq names its product piggyBac transposable element-derived protein 4. The record is from RefSeq and is a predicted model, not a curated record. NCBI's taxonomy places the organism in Eukaryota, Metazoa, Arthropoda, Malacostraca, Decapoda, Cambaridae.